Cinara cedri is the source of this 19847-nucleotide messenger RNA. Lineage: Eukaryota; Metazoa; Arthropoda; Insecta; Hemiptera; Aphididae. The record is from the annotation of a GenBank genome assembly.
AGAAUAUUACGUGUUCGCGGAAGAUUAUAUGCAGAUGUCUCAAAUGGAAUACUAAACUUAAAAAAAAAAAAAAACAAUAGUAAGUCCAAAAUGUACCUAUAUAGUAUAUAUAAUAUAUUAAGUCAUAGUAACGCAGAGACAUAGAAUUAUUAUUGUGUUGCUACCAUAAAAUAUAUAAGCCCUACCCAAUGUUGCAGCAGACCAAUUCGGAAAGAAGGGAAAACACUUUUUAUGCGUUUCGCUCUGACUUCAUCGCGUUACACCGGUCAUUUAGUACUAUGCAAUCAACACUGCUGUAAUAUACAUCUUAUAAUAAAUUACAAUGUGUACAUAUUACAAUAAUUACCAUCGGAAAAAGUGUAAUUUAAUUGAUUUAGACGUUUUGUUCUUUUUUCCUCCGUUAUAUUUUUCAUUUUUAUCAAAUGUUAUUUAAUGUUCGAAUAUAAAAAUAAAAAAUAUAAAUUAGAAUAGUGCCAAACACGCGUGAUAAUUGAGUACAAAUAUGAAUGUAAGUGAAAAAUCAUAAUUAUUUCUUACUUAUAUAGUAGUAUUAUAUAGUUAGUAUUUACAAUUUUAUUUCAUUGAUAUAAUAUGUAUAUUACUUAUAUUACUUGUAUUACUAAUACCUAUAUUAUUUAUUAAUGAUAUGUAUUCUAAUGAAUGAAAUCUCUCCAAUUAAAUAUUGUAAAAUUCACAUUUUUAGAUAUAUACUUGGUUUAUACUUAUAGGUAUACCGGUUAAGUUAAAUUUGUCCAUUUAAGCUUCGUUUUUAUAAACUAUUAAAUUGCAAUCGUCAUGUUUGUAUGACCAUCUCAAUUUUAAAUGACAACAUAAAACCAGCAUGUAUUUUUUGAUAUAAAUAAUUUUUAAAUUGUAUCAAUUGGAUAAGUAAAAAUACGUAAAAAAAUAAAAUAUGCAAUUUUUCGCAAAUUGUAAACAAUUUAUUUUUAUACUGAUUUUUACUAAUCGAAUUAAAAACUAAAUCUGUAAUCAAGACUAUAAUAGAGUGACUUUUAAAACUUUAUUUUCUUGUUUUAAGCACUUAAUAAUUGGAAUUAUUACCAUUAAAUCAAUAAAAAUAAAACUAUAAAGUAAGAUAAUUACUUAAACUUUUAUUAAUAAUAUUUUAGAUUCCAGUGAAGUAUUUACGAUUUUUUUCUGAGGGAGAGAGGAAAUUAAAAAAUAACUGAAUCAAUGAAAAUUAAUAAAAAAAAUUGUAUAUUUCUUGAAAAAUUGUAUUAUCUUAUAUUUACUAAUACUGUAAAUCUUAUGAGAUAAUAGUAAUAAAUAAACUAACUAAUGAAAAUAAAAAUAUUUAAUUUGUCUAGUAAGUUAAUUUUUCUAAAUUAUGCCGCGAAUAGCUUUUUUAAUUUCGUUUAGUCGAAAUCUAAAUAAUUAAUAGAUAUUUCCGAAUAUCCCAUUUCCUGAAGCAUAAGAAAUCAAAAAAUUAGGAGUACUAUGUGUUGUUGGGUUCAUGGGGGUUGUGGUUUAUAAUUUUAUGCUGAAGAAAAUAAGUAUUUUAUCGAUAGAAGAUAUUGAACGUGAUUAGGUACUUAUUAAUUUAUAACGCAAUCAAAUGUUCAAUGAAACUACAAUAUUCUUCAUCUGACAAACAAGAAUAAUUUAUUUUUAUUUUUAUUUUUAGAUGUGAAUCCCCUAUCCCCUUCCCCCGUAACUAUGCCAUUGAUUAAUUCGAUUAAGAACUGCAAUAUUAAAUUUAAAAAAAAAAAAACAAAAUACAAAUCUUUUUCAAUGUGACAUACUUGAUUUUAAAUUGAUUUUGAUUAUAAAUUUAAUAUAAUAUGUCACGAUCGACAUGAAUAUAAUUUGAUGUUCUAUAAUGUUAAUGUUUUAUUACAUGUUAGAUACUGAACAAUAACUGUAAAUCUAAUUUUAACGCCGUGUUCUGUAGUGUAAUAAUAUUACAAUGUUUAUUAUUAUGAAACUAUAUAUAAGUAAUAUUUACUAUUAAAAAUAUAUAAUACCUACUUAAUAACAUUAUAAAGAUUCGUCUACAACACGUGCGUCUAUAUACACAUCACACACACAUAAUAAUAAAUCUAAUAUCUAAUAGUAUUAUUACUUUAUUAAACGAUCUCUCUACAGUUUAGGUAUUGUUACAAAAAUAAUAAGUACCUGCCUAAUAUUAUUAUCGUCGAGUUAUAUAUUAUUACUUUUUAGUGUUGUACGUAUCUAUAUGAGUAAUAAUAAUUAUAUUACGACGUUACUGCAGUUACUUUUUCACGCACUAUUAUAUUAAGUAUAUGCUGGACACAAUAAUGUUUACACAUUUAAUAUGUUCUACAUUUUUACAAUAAUUUAUUAUAAGAUAAUCGACAAACAUGAAAUUUGAAAUUAUUCGUAAAAAUAACCAUUUAAAUGGUAUUAUAUACUAAUUCGUUGGUUAGAGAAAUAUUGUUUAAAGGUUUUAAGGUUAAAAUGAUAAAGUAAUGAUAAGGAUCGUUUUAUAUUUAAAAACCGGCAUUGUUAUUUGAAUUUUCUUUUAGUAUUUUCAAAUUCUGAGUGCAGCGAAAAAGCUGUCAUCACUUUUACUAAGAUGUUUUAUUUUCUCCUAAAAAAUACUACAAUUUUUUUCUUUAAACCACUUGUAUCUAACUCAAAAGACACAGAUUUUUCACUUAGCUUGAAAAAAUUGUUUAGAUUUCUCACAUUAUUUCUUAACAAUAAAAAACAACAAAAAAUGACGAUACAUUGGUUUUAUUUUUAGAUUUUGAAUGGAGCGAAGAAACUUAUAGUUUAAAAAGAUGUUUAUUUUAUUAUUAUUUAUUUUUUUCUGUGAACAACUUUUCUACCAGCAAUUUUGUUCCGAUUUACAAUGAAAGAACUUUUCACUUAAAGAAAUAUGACGAGAGAUAUUUUAAGGAGGUCAUUUUUCGAUUUUCCCAGAAAAUGUGGAAAACUGGGAAAAACGUAGUAAAAACGGGAAAGUCGGUAUAAUAAUCAAAUAUUUUUAAAGAAAAUAUAUAAUACCUAUUUAACUUUUUUACCAUAAUAUGACAUAUGUAUAUAUAUAUUGUUGAAAAAGCAUCAAUAUCAACUGAAAUCCGCUUAGAAUAUUUUUUUUCGUUAGCAAUUGUUUAUCGUUGUUUACAAGUAUACAUUAAAUUACCUAUAACAGUGGCUGCACCCGACACCAUUAUCCUAAGACAGUUUUUGUUAAUUUUUAGGUUACCUUGGAUACAAGGGGAAAACCUCGAUUAAUACCAUAGUAGUAACCUUACUAGUUUAUCGAUUUCCUCUCAGAAUCGUUUUUCUUUUGUAUUGUAAUGAUUUAUCGUUGAUUUUAGCAGGUAGGAAUAUAAAUUAAAUUACCCUACAUCCAAUACUUACUAAAUAGAAGCAUAUCCAGUUUUUGUUAAUGGUGUACAUCAAGCAUUUUAAAAACAGUUAAUUUUUUUGGCAAUAUUUGAACACUGGUUUUUAUUUCUGACCGCAGUUGGGAAUGUAUUGAUUUACUUAUAGAGUAAAUUGAAGGUGGCGUUUUAUAUAUUUAUUCAGAUAGCAUUUGUUGCUUCAAUUAGUUUUAUUUAAAAAUUCCCUCUCUAUAUUAGAUACUUUAUGGUUCUAAUUUAUAUGCACUUGUUUUAGAUUCCAAGCGACGAAUCGAUUAAUUUUACUAUGAUGUGAUUUACUAUGAUUUUUUUUCUAAAUGUCAAAAACUUAGCUAGCAGAAAUCUUGCUCCAAUCAAAAAAUAACUAGAGCUUUUUUGUAGCAUUUUGGAUUUUGUUAGUGCACUGAACAAAUCAUUUUUUGAUUUUCCAUAUGCAAGUAUUUUUCAUAAAAAUUGGGAAAAACUUGGAAAACGUAUGGGGAAAACAUACAUAUUUACGAAAAUAAAAGUUGUAUUAUUUUUGAUUUCGUUUUCUACCAGACAUCUUAUAUUGUAAAUCAUUUACGAUGUAGCUGCUUUCUGAAACAUGUUUUGUCUGGUUGGUGCGUAAGAAAUUCGUUUUCUGAUUUUCAAUGUAGUUGUUUUAGUAAUAUUGGGAAAAUACAGGAAUUCUUCAGUAUUCAUGAUUUCAUUAUUUUCAGUAUUGUUUUAUUACUACAAUUCAGUUUAAAAUAACCAUAGAUAUAGACCUGAAAUGUUUACAUAAUAUACCUAACCUAAUAAGCUAAUAGGUAAUACUUUUUAUAGACGUGCAGUUAAAUUGUAUUUUGUCGAUUUUUUAGUUAUAUUUAGUUUUUUGUGAAUAAAAACGUUUUGACCUAGUAGACGUUUUUAAAAAUUUUCUCAAGAGUCAAAAUUGAUAUAGCCAUAAAGGUACAGAAGCAUUUAAAAUUUCCACAUUAUACUUAUAGUGUUUAAGUAUAGACUGUUGUAAAUUGAAUUCGUUUUAUAUUAUUUGUAUAUUGUUUUUAUUUACCUACCUAUAUACUAUAAUAUAGAGAAUUGCGGUUAUAAGUAAAAUUAUAUUGUUUGUUAUUUCGCCGAAGAAAUAAUGAUUCUUCUACUGUAGUGAUUUUCGUUGUGGGUACAUAAAUACGGGAAAAUUAUUGUGAAAUCAAAUUGUGGUGUCUAAAAGUGGUUAAAAUUCGAAUUGUUUCCGCCUUCAUUUGCCGUAUAGCAGUGUCAUUAUAAUUAUUGUGAUCAUGAGCUAUGAAUUAUGUGAUUAUUCCUCACUAAUCACAGUUCGGGACUGUAUAUUAUUAAUGAUGAUGAUGGUUUCCAUAUUGUUUAUAUGUUGGGCAUUAUUUAUCUAACCAAUCAUAGACAUUUUCGUUUCGAUUUAAUAAUCUUAUUACUGUUUCGUAUUUUUAAAAAAUAAAAAUAAUAUAUUCUCAGCUAUAAUAAUUUUUGUGUUUUUUACUAUUUUAAACAUUUCUUUUCGUGAUUUCAAUCUUAUAUCUCCGGUAUGACAUUUUUAUUCUUGUAUCAUCAUUUCUUCAUAUUUAUAGGUAUGCCAUAUGCCCUCAAUACUCCUCAAAUUAUACUAGUAUAAUAUAACAUUGAACCCCACAUAGUUUUUCUUUGGCUUACCUGACUUAUUCCGUUUUCUUCAUUUAAUUCGGCCAACUUUUUGUGGUAUCCAAUCCGGCAUAUUAUAUAUUCUUUAAUUUAUCCUAAAUUAUAUCAUAUUCAUUUUUAAUUCUAUCCAACCUGAGUCCUGAAGGUCACAGCGCACACGUCACAUCAUAUUCUCGCAGUUAAUAUUCCGUUGUACAUAUCUAUACAUUCAAACCCCACCAUAGGCCUCUGUGAUAGCUUUUUUUUUUUUAAAAAAAUGUCCCUUUAAUCUUAUAAUGUUGUUUUUUACCUCGAUUUGUAUAUUUCCAUGUAAUCAUAUGAUAUAUUAAAAUAACUAUAUUAUUAUUAUUGCAGCGUUACACAAAGCGUAUACGCUGUAGCUAUACGUUUCGAUACGAUUUUCUUAUAACAUACAGGUAGAUUAUCCAUCGAGGAGAAAAAAAAAUGGUUUCAAUUAUACGAAUAAUAACAAUAUUUAGGUAGGUAUAAAGGCACAUAUAGCGAUCAAAAAUAAUAUAACGAUUCGUUUGUUUCGCAAUGUCGGAAUUGCUUUAUGUUUUCAGUGAAUUAUGUUGUGUCCGAGAACAUUUACUGCUGUCACUGUCAUCGCCGCGAUUAAUCGCAGGCAAUUGCGUUUUGUGCAACCCGGGCGGGCUUUUAUGUCCCGAUAAAUACCUAUGUGCGCACGAGAUGUGAUUUAUUAUAUUUAGUUUUUCCAUUUGUAACACCGCCGCAGACAGACAUUGUAAAUGGUUCAAUCGACGUCGGUCGAUUAAAAAAUAAAAAUCGAUAAAAAAAAAAAAAUACUCCUUCUCUGCAAUACUUGGGUAAACGAAUCGAAAUGAAAUAUCCUCAACAAUAAAACACGUAAUCCGUUGAAAGUAUAUAGAAACUCAAUGUCGAAGUUUGACACGCGAUGAGUAUAGGUACCUAUUAUAAUAUAGAGAGAUCCGUUUUUACAAUGUCCGGUUAGUGCUAACCGGUAAACACUGUCGAUUCACUCGUGGUUAGGGGUAAUCAACACUUUAUGGGACACGGUAAGAACCGAAGCGAGUGUAUCUGCAGGAUUUGACAAUUUCCUGUAAAUGUAAUUGCAUACAAGCAAUUAUCAAAUUAUCUUCCUUGCAUAUAAGUAUAAUAUGUAGAGUAUGAUUAUGCACAUAAUAUAUUAUUAUAAUAUACGUUUGUUUUUUACACGGUAGUAGAGUAUUAUCCAUACAUAUAUUGUAUACAAAUAUUAUACGGUAGUAACACUUUCGAUCGCGUAUACCAGUUGCAAAACGACAACAACUGUUUAUUUUUAUUCUAAUCGCGUGUUACCUGUAAUCGGACUGGUUAUUAUUCGAGACCGGAAUUUAAAAAAAUCUACUAAUAUAUAACGUAAAAAUCGACUAGGAUAUCUCGAAAAUUUCACGACUUGGUAUUAUAUUUAUAUAGUCAUAUGCAAAUCGCAUUAUAAAACCUAAACUUCUAUUCAUAUUAUUUCAUAUAGGUACGUAUAUAUAAUAAUAUUGACAUCAUAGUUGUUAUUGUUGUUUUAUUUUUUUUUUUAUAGUCGCAAUAGUAGACAUUUUUUAUGGACAUUAAAAUAUACUCCACUACUACAGUAGUGGUGCAAUAUUAACUCUCCUCAAAUCUAAAAUUAAGAGUGGAAUUUUUUACAGGGACGUACUGACCAUAUUAUAGUCUUCUAUAUACCGGCCGCUUCCCGAAUUUAGUUUGUGGGCAGUAUAAUAAUAACUCGUUUAUCCAUAAGGUUUUUUCUCCACUCAUCAACUUUAGUGGUGAUUUCUAAUAGAAACUGUUUUUAAGCUGGUACAUUGAGGAGGUCACAUUUUCCUUGCAAUUUUCUGAAUUAUGCGAGAAAACCGAAUUGUUAUCGAUUUUGUUUUUUUGUUUUGUAUUUUGAUGAAAAAUAAUCGUAGAAAUGUGAAUUUCAUACUGAAUAUACUUAUAUAAAUAUUAGCAGUUUCAAGACGUAAAAUUUUCGAAACUUUUUGUAAGUUAUUUAUUUAUUUAUUUUUGUAAGUUACUUAAAAAAAUUUCAAAUUUUCUAAAUCGCGAUUGGUUUUAUGUAGAUAUAAUUUUAUUGAUUAAUAUAAAAUCAAAAAAAUUCGAAAUGAUUUUCAUCAUAAGAUGUAAUUAGAUCACAAGUUGUAUUUGGUGUUAAAAUAAAAGCUAAGUUUAAUACGUAAUAAUUUAUUUUUAUAUGUAUAUGUUACGGAUAUGUUGUAAAUUGGAUAAUGUAUUGUUUUCGUUUAAUUGAACCGAUUUUGUGUUGUUAUAGUUAUAAUUUUAGAGUGAAUUAGGCUAUUAUCAAACUUAAAGAUAACAACAUUGAGGUUGAUAAUAGGCAAAUUCGCUCUAAUAUUAAAAAAAUAGCACAAAAUCGGUUUUAUCGGACGAAAAGUUGACAUUAUCCAAUUUUCAAAAUUAGUCGUGACAUACAUACUGUAUUGUAGGAUAGACCUUCCCCAGUCCGCCUCUAUACAUAAGUAAUAAGUAUACACUAUUACAUGCUGCACUUGCGCUUUAUAUGCUUUUUGAAAAUGCUUUUUUCGUAUACAAUAAUCCUGGAAAUCGUACAUGUAGAAAAUAUUUUUUAAUACAUUCGACCGUCACAAACAGGAAGUACGGGCGAAUUAUUAGUUUGCUUUGCAUAUUCGAAGGUUGGUUAACCCUCAUUGAUUCGUGUUCACCUUAUAUUAUUACACCUGUCAGUAGAAACUAAUUUGUUCAAUACCGCGUUAAAAACAAAAUUCCACAACAAUUACAUCACAGACACUACUGUUUUUACGCGAGAAAAACUACAAUAAUAUUAUUAUCAACGGGGUUCGAAUAAUAAUAUAAGAAUAACGUAGGUACUUUAAUGUAAUGUAAUACUUUAAUAUUUUAUUUUUAUUUCUAUUACAGUACCUAUUAUUGAGAAAAUGUGGUAAGAAAUGGUAAUUUAAAAAAUACCCAAGUUUCUAUCUUAAAAAACGAAAAACCGUUGUUAAACCACACACGCAUCACUUUAUAGCGUUGCAUUACGUUCAAAUGAUUAAAAUCUAUUAUCAACAUUCAUGAAUCUAGAAAAAAAUAUUGAUUUAAAUAUUAUAUUGACUGUACACGUUUUUUGCAGUUCGUGAUUUUACUACUUCGUGGUGUCUAAUUUAAAACGUAGGUACACCUACGUCAGUGUACGCAACAAUACAUGAAUAAAAAUGUGUUUUUUAAAUUUAAUUUCACGGGAAAAACCAAAAUAAAUCAUCCGGGGAAAUUAUAGGAAAAAAAUUUAAUAAAAAGUGUGUUAAUAAUUAAAAUAUUUGUAAACGUAUAUUUUUUGAAUUUUCCGGUUUCAUUACUUAUAUUAAUCAUUUAGUAAAUAGUUAAAAUUAACUUAUGACCUAGCCUACAAACUGACAUUAGGUAUGUAUUAUAUUAUAUAAAAUGUUUUAAGUAUCAAUAAUUUAAAAGAAAUAAUUACAAAUUAUUCGGCUUCGAUACGCCGCAAUAUUUCAUACAAACGUUAAUUAGAAUUAUUCGAAACCAUAUUUUUUUUACUAAUUACGAAUUGAAAUCUUUACAAUUAUAAGUAAUACUAUUUUUACUUUAACAAUAUUGUACUUAUACCUACCAAUAUAUUCUAAGAACAUCAAUUUGACAGUUUGUAGUUAAUUUGUUUUGAACAUUUUAGUUCGGAACGGCCUUGAUGAUUAUAAGAAACGUUACAGUUACUAUAAUUAAUCAAUGUUAAUUAAAGGUCACCACGAUAUUGUGCCGAGUAAUCAAAUUAGGUUCUAAACGCCGUUUUAAUAGCAUAACACAAUUCACUUGAUUCCGAAUUAUAAAAUAAAUAUUGCACAACGUUUUAUUUUCUUAAUUUUACAUGCACAUUUAUAUUUUAUGGUCACGGUCGUCGAACACAACUGCUAGGUACACCAAGAGUUUAAUAUUUGUAUUUAUUCGGUCCAAUAUAUGAAAUUAAAUUUAUAUAGCAUAUUAUCCGCAGGAUUAUACUAAAUUAUAUUCUCUGUGAAUAUUAUAAUAAUGCUGUGUGUGAUAAUAUCAUGAUAUAUUACAUUAUAGCGUUCGUAUUUUAUAUAUUAAUAAAACCAUUUUUUAAACCAUGAGCAAUGAUAAUUGUUUGUUUGUACUAUUCAUCUUAAAACAUAAUUAUUGUCAGAAAUGUAUUUAUGGAAUAGAGGAGGUGGCUAAGAGAACUGUAGUCAACACCCUUUCCUUUAAAAAAUUUCCCAAAAUACCCGCUGGUCCAUGAGAUUUCCUCAAAAACGUCGUUAAUAAUCGACCUAUUACCGAACAAAUUUUUAGUUAGGUAUUGAUAAAUUUUAAUUAGUUAUUAUAUACCUGUAUAAACUUAAAAUUAAAUCGUUACAAAUUUUUUUUAAAAAAAUUCAAACUUAUUUUCCUUUUAAAAUCAUAAAGAGAAAACAUAUAAUUUCUCCAAACUCCCCCUCCCCCAAUACAGUUUAAAUAAAACUUUAAGAAUAACAAAAACAAAUAUUUAAAUCCAAUUUUCAUUAAUAUUAUUUAUAUUAAUAAAUAAUGAAUACAAAUAUUUAAUAUUAAAAUUUCAAAUAAAUACUAUUUCAUUAUUUUAUAACAUAACUGCAGAUACCUCCUAUGAUUUCAAAAAACCCGUCGAAAUUGAUUAUAAUUCUGUGACAUCACUACUCACUACCUAAAUUACUUGUAGUUUUAUACAUAAUAAUCUAUAGCUAGAUUGUGUAUCUACAGAAAUUUAAUUACAUUUUGUUUUGCACUCAAGGAAGUUAGGGCUUGAAAUGAGCCACAACUCAAUUCCGGUUCACAUUUUCACAAACAAAAAAAAAGUUUAUCAUAUAAACAUACUAUAUAUUAUAUUACAUAAGUAUUUAAAAAAAAUAAAUAUGUCUUCAAUACAUUUUCCAUUUUAAGCAUUGGUGAAAGAGUUAAAAUAGAUUGGGCAGGUAAGUCUUUCCUCUAUGUGCAAAUCAUGGAGAGAAAGAUAGGUCUCAGGAAAUAUAGAUGGAUGAGUUACAUCAUCUAUAUGUUUCCCCCCCCCUCUUCACAUAAAAAAUAGUUCCUACGCCUCUGUUUUAAUGUUGCACCCAAUUAAAUAUCUAUUGGUCUUCAGGUAUUCUAAACAUCACGUAUCUGAUGUUGAACGGUCGACAAUUUAAAUGGUAUAUAAUGCAUAUUUGAUUACAACACGAUGAUUGUUUUUGAUAUUUCGGUUACAGCAAAUAAUAAUCUAUGGCGAUAUUUUAAUUAUACAGUGAAUAAACGCAGAUCACAACAGAAUGUUAUGGGAUUAUGUGGACUGCAGUGAAAUGGAGUUUCAAUAGUUAAUAAUACACAGUUAAAAGAUACUUCUCGUAUUUUGUAAAUGAUUCGAUCUAAAUAAAUGCCAGUUUACUCGAUGUAUAUUAUUAACAAUAAUACUAGUUUCCAGAUUUCUUUCAAGCUUUGAAAACAUUUCUCCGAAAUAGACUAUAGGUAUACGAUAUAGAAGAGAAAACGAUCAUGGAAAUUGAGUUGUAGUCUGUACCUAUCAUUAAUAAUGUUAUAUAAUAUGGAUUCAGCUAUAGGUAUAGCUAUAGGCAUGUGUCGUUAAUAGUGACCAUUAAAAACUGGUAUAUACGAUAGUAAUAUUAUUAGUACUUUUUCAAUUAAAAAUUAAAAUGGAUCGUUUUAUUUAUUACUAUGUAUUAUAUAGUAUACUUAGGUCAUUGGAAAAACUGGUUCCCUCGGAAACACAAGAAACUGAAUCCCAACGUGGCGUGUUGGAUUCGAAACAUUUUUACAAUAUAGAUUAUAGACACACAUUAAUGCGCCUAAAAAUACAAUAACACGGGUACAUUUUUAAUUUUAUAAAUAUUCUUCAUAUUUAAGAAGAAAGUUUUGGGAAGGGUUUUCGGUCUAUACGCAUUGAUAAAACAAGUGACCAGAGGAUGAGGAAAAAUGAAGGAACUAAACAACUGUGAAUAUUGUAUUUAAGAAAAACGAAGAAAAGAUUUAAAUAGGUUGGGCAUUCAUAGAGUAAGAUAGGUGCACACUAAUUCAUGAUUGGGGAGAAUUAUUCUUGUCAGGAUAGUUUUAAUUGGCUACAUACCAAAAUAAAUAAGAUUAUUUAUAGAUGAUGAAUAUCAUAAAUAUAAUAAAUAUAUACAAUAUUAUAUAUAAUUUAAUUUUUCAACCGUAGAUUUUUCGUUUUUCCUUUCUUUUUCGGGUUACAAAACAAGUUUUGGGGCCAUCCCGUCAUACAUAUUUCUUGACUAUAUCUUCCCACCUCCUCGAUGUUCUAAAGAGUUUUUCCCUGUCAAGUUCUUUUCAGCACUGUACGUACUAUCUUACUAGCUUAUUAUAGUCUAUUAUUUCCGAUGUUCUCUACCAUGUUAGGCUUCUGAUACAGCGAUUCAAGUUUCUCGUUUUUUUCUUAUCCUCGACUCUUCAGUUCUAUGCAGUUACGGGGAAAACAGCAGACUCCGUCCACCCACGAACGAACACCGUACAUUGUUAUUUUACAAUAUUUUGACAGAAAUAAGUCGUACCUAUACACAUAUAUGUAAAUUUUGAUAAUCGCUAUUCACUACAACUACAGCACUGUAUACCAAAGGGUUAACGACUCGAGAAAUGUAUUAUAAUAAUAAUAUUAUCCAAACAUAAUAUUACAUUAUCUAUGUUUUAUUAUUACUAUGCCGGACACGUUUGUAUAAUAAUAUAUGCGACCGCCGUGGCGGCAGCGGCGGCGGCGGCGGCGAUACCGAUAUAGUGUGCCUGUAUAGUAUAUAGUGUGUGGUAUACCUAGGUAAGAUCGAGUACGCAGGACGGCUAUUGUUGCGAUAAAUACGUCUAUUUAUACAUUUGGAGGUUAUGCGAACCCUCGUCUCCGUUGAUUAUUAUUAUUUGUAUAUUGUGCGCGUAACUACCUAUCUAUGUGCGGCCGAAACGUGCUCGUAUAUAUUAUUAUUAUUAUUAUUAUUAUUACUACCUAUAUACCAUAGGUACCUUCGAAGACAAGAAGACGUGUGUGUGUGUGUGCGUGUGUGCAACGCGCUCCAUCAUAGUAAUAAUAAUAACAAUAAUAAUAAUAAUAAUAAUAUAUUAUAAUAAACCCCCCGCGUAUAGUAAUAAUCUACAACGGCAAACGCAGUAGCGCGGUGUUCGGACUCGAAAAUCUGUGUUGUCAGUUUAGUCCGUUCCGGUCCGUUACGCGGUUAAACGUUUUCCUCGCUAUUCGCUGGUGUCCGAUACCGGCUACUUAAUAGCAAUCAAUUUUACCGCGCGUUUUGACAAAAACCGAUUUGAUAAGCACACGCCUUAUAAUAAAAUAAUAAUACACACCUAUAUAUAUAUAUGUAUGCAACAAUACCCGAAAACUACGAAUAGUAGUUAUAUAACUAUUUCUAUUGGCGCGUUUCGUUUCGUUUUAAUAUUCGUGUAUACAUUUAUUAUUAUUUUUUUUCUGUUCUCGUUUUAGUAUAACAUACAAACAAUCAUCAUGGUGCCAUAUAGGUUAUUGUUAUUAGCGGCGGUAGUAUUGCAUACGCUUCACUGCGGGAUCGCGGCCGGAGCUUCCGGGCCGAUGGACGUCGAGUACAGCUGGGUGUUCGUGGACUACACGUUCCCCAGCCCGCAACACCGGGAAUCGGCCGUAAAAUCGGGACGGUUCAUACCGGAAAACUGUGUCAUACUGGAUGUGGACGUGUUUCAAGGUAUGUAACGAACAAUAAUAUAAUUGUACAGUAGGUUGGUACACGGUAUUAACCGGUAAAAAAGUAAACAGAAUAAUCGCGCGCGCGUUACCCUUGUGCGGGACAGAACGCGCGCGAUAAACGAUUUGCCCCACGCCCACCGAUAAUAUUAUAUUGUUGUCUUUCGCAAUCGCCAAAACGCGAUUUACGCACAGCUAGGUUUCAAAUCCACGUUAUAAUUGAUACGUAUAUAUAUAAUAUAUAUAUAGGUGUAUAAUUGCGGUUGUCUCGUUUGUCCGGCGGUGUGUAAACUGAUAAUGAUAUUUUAUAGGUGUUUGUUUUACGGAAUUAGUCGGGCACCAUGUCGCGUUCAAUAUGAUACACGUAUUAAAACGUCCAGGCGCAAAAAUAUCGCCCUUCUCGGUUUUUUUUUUCAAUUCCAUAUCCUGCGGGCGUAACGAAAUCUCCCGAUAUCAUACAUUUUUUUUUUAUUUUUUUUAUAAUCUUUUAAACCGAUCGUUAUACGUACCUAUAAUGUUUAAUCAAAAUAUUAUUAUUAUUUCGUCAUAAUGUAUAGGUAUGUAGUAUGUACGUAUACCUAUACGAAAAUUAAGUAACGCCAUGUUUGUAUUGCGCAUUUUGUUUGUUUCACAAAUAAUAAUUUAGUAUUAUCGUAGGUAUAGGUAUGUUUCAUUAUUUAAGAAAAAAUAAAAAUGAUUGACAAACCGAGAACGUUAUUGUAAUGUACAAUGCACACGCCUGUUAUUUCGUUUGAUUCAUAAUAUUUCGCUCGGCCAAUAAUAAUAUUCGAUAAUAUCACAAUAAUUAUGUAUAUUUUAACCGCGUAAAAUCGCAUUCGUUCAAAAUACAUAAAACCCGUAGUAAGUUCACAUCUACAAUUGCAACGUGUAUAUUAUGUAUGUAUCAAUGAUACAUACAUUGCAUCAUCCUAGAUCCUAGAGAAUUAAAGAGCGUAAGUUAAUUUUUGGAUUUUUUUUUAUCGUUUUGUUUUCAUAAUUAUUUUUCCAAUCAUAAAAAAGUGUAAGUCAUACUAUAUUAUAUAACCGUUUAACGAUUUUUAAAUUCUCAACGUUUAAUUUGCUUGUAUAGAAAACUAUACCAAUUUGACUUACCAGACGUCUUUCCUGAGACCAAAGAUAUAAUAUUUAUAAGUAUAUUAGUUGAGACUUGGUCCAAACAAAAUUGUUUUUUAAUAAAUUGAGAAUUGAAAAUUGGAAGUUGGAAAAAUAAAUUCACUACCGUUAAGUCCAAAAUUGUAUUGUAAUACUUUUUUUUUAACAUUGGCCCUACUUACCAUAUUUUUAUACUUCUAAACUACAGAUGCACAUUAAAAUAAAGUUGACAGUCAGUUAUUUGAAGAUUUUUCUCCAACUUUGUAAAAUUUGAAAAUUAUUUUUAAAAUUUGAAUGGCCACCUUAAUGAUAACACUAAUAUACUCUGCCCGAUACCCAUUUAUAGGAGGAAGGGAUAAAACCGUUUUUAUGGAUAAAUAUGACUUCACGAGAAUAGAAAUAUAGUACUAAUUGGCAAUUUAACAUUUGUUUCUAUUUUUAUUUUAACUGAUAAACGGCAACAUUAUACAGUCCUCAUUGAACUCCGAUUUUUAUUUGAUUUCAAAUAAUGGUAUAUAUUUAUGUAUAUAAAAAAAACCUUAUAUUGGUUUUUUUUUUUUUUUUAAAGGCAUAAUAAAUGUUAAAAUUAAAAUAUUGAAAAAUCAUCAAAAUCAACGAGGUAUGAGAGUUUUUUCCGUAAGGUAUAUUUUCGAUCUAAAAACUGCGCUUGCACUUAAUGUUCAAAAAUGAAAACCUGUUGAUGAUAAUCUGUCUUACAUAAUUUAAUUGUACUAAAUUAUUUUUUGGUCGUGUGAAAUUUUUUUUAAAAAAGUACUCUAACAAGAGGAUAUUUCCUCUUGUUAUGUCUGCAUUUAAUAUUAAUUUUUUUUUCACUUCUCAUAUUUUAUAACGUGUUAAUUUUACCGCGGUUUAUAGUAUUAAAACAUCGUCUUAAUACCGUCGCUGCCGCUUACAUAAAAACCUAAUAUUAUAUUAUAUGAACGAUAUAAAUGUGAAACAAUAGGUGGAUACCACUUUUCAUAUUUUACUGUUUUUUUUUCCAGAUAUGUCCGAACAAACACUGUACUAUGGGGCAACGGGAUCGACUCCAAAUUCUCUCACUAAAACGCGAGUGUUUUUGACAAUCCCUCGUAUCAAACCAGGAAAUCCCGCGUCGAUCGCUGAAAUAGUCCCCGGGAACCGGCCUAAUUCCGUAUUGUUGGCACCGUAUCCCAACUGGAAAGCAAACGUCGUUUCGGAAGACAAAUUGAAUUGCGACGAUACUAUCGUAUCCGUGUUUAGAACGAAAGUGAGUGAGCGCUGAACAAUAUCGUUUUAACGUAUCAUAUGUUUAUUAAUUUAAGAAUAAAAUAUGGUUUUAAACCCAAAAUGUAUAAUUGCAUUAACAAUACAUAUAUACACAAAUGUAAAGAACAAAAUAAAUUUACAAGACCAACAGUUUUAAAAGUAUUUUAAUGAUUAUUAAUCGAUUUAUCAUGGUAACACUUAAUCGUAUUGUACCGUGGUUUUAGAUCGAUAUUCUCGGCCGGUUUUGGAUCGUCGACGUCGGUACUCUUGAUCAAUUUGAAAUUACUGCGCGUUCCGUGUGUCCCCCAAAAAUUCUAAUAUUUGACUUGAAAAACGGCGAUAAACUCAUAAGUGAGUAUAUCAAAUCUGAAAAUUUCAAUUUUAGAUACUAUACCUAAUUUAUAUUUUAUAUUUUUUUUACAGAAAUGUACAAAUUCCCACCGUCGCAAGUGAAAGAGCUGUCAUUGUUCACGAACAUCGAAGUAGACAUUAGAGAUCCCAAAGGUCGAAACACAUUCGCUUAUAUAGCCGACACGACCGCGUACAAACUUGUUGUUUACGAUUUUAAAAACGACGACAGUUGGGUAGUGGACCAAGCGUAUUUCUAUCCUUAUCCGAACAAAGCUCAUUUCAAGAUCAACGGAGUGAACUUUGACUUAAUGGACGGCGUAAUAGGCUUAGCAUUAGGUAUGAUAAUUGGGGUUUUUUAGUACUCGCUACUGUUCUCUUCAGAUAUACCUCACUAAUUUCUAUUACUAUUUAUUUUAUAUUAUAGAUCCAAUCAUAAAAAAUAAUCGAAAAUUGUUUUUCCAUUCGUUCGCUAGUACGCGUGAAUCGUGGGUGUACACCAGUACCUUGCAAAAUAAAUCGCUAUUCGAAAACGGUUUGAUCGACGGGUCCGGUAGGUUUUUCGUGUCUUCGGAAGUCCGAGAAGUCCAAUCUAGCGUCGAAGUCAUGACAAACAACGGAGUGCUUAUUUACGCAUCUAUGGACAACCGUUUAGUCUGUUGGAACAGCCAAGAUCCAUUUACGGCCAAUAAAAUCUAUACGGUUUACGAGGUAAUAAUAAUUUUAAUAAUACUCUAAAGAGGUUGGAAGCGGUUUUUCAAAUUUUCUCCCAUUUUAUAAAAUUUGAACAUUGUUUUGUUAACUUUUAAUGACCACCUUAAUGGUUAGAUUUGUUUCACUAAUCUACUGACCUAUCUAACUACCCCGAUAUCAAUUGGAGAAAGAUUUCGGCUGUUAAUAUGACAUAUUAAAUCAACAAGCUGUAGUAAAACUAAUUUACUAUCGCUCUCGCUCUGUUUUAAUUUUGAAAAUAUAUUUUAAUUCUUGGAUUUCUUGUAUACAUUUUAUAGGAAACAUUUUUUUUAAUUUUUUAUUUAGUCAAUUUAGUUAAGUUCGAAAUGAAUGUACCUGUUUUGUUAAAAAUAAACUCAUAACAAAUAGUGUAAUAAAACAAAAAAAAUUAAAAUAUGCUGCUUGCAAAACAUAGAGAAGAAGUGUACAAAGUCAAAUUAUUUUUUAAAACAAAAAUUAUUGGACUACUGAAAGCUUCUUGAUCUAAAUGUAUGAAAUAACAAAUCGCUUUCAUUCAUCUUUGCGUAACACUUUCAAUAGAUAGAAUUUUACUAAAUUAUAUUUCGUGCGUAAAAUUAUGUUUUAUUACUCAUUUUACGUUUCGCUAAAAAUAUACAGAAAUUUCUACACGCGGAAAAAUGAAGUUAAAGAGAAUUCAUCUUUUUUGAUGUUGCAACUUUAAAUUGUUUAUAUAAUAAAUCUAUAUAUUUUAAUUUGUUUAUAUAGAGCGACGAAGAUUUUCAAUUUCCCAGUGGCAUGAAACUCGUUAACGACAAAGUAUGGGCGGUGUCGUGUCAGCUUCAAAAUCAUUUCACUACAAUUGCCACGGACCGGCAAUCGGUCAAGUACCGAGUGCUCGUCGGUCGAGUGGACGAACUGAUCAAAGGCACGGGAUGCGAUAAAAGGUCGGCGGCAAUUCCUAAAGGGUCGCAAAAUUCUUUCGCUUUUAACAAUAAUAAGCUUGUUGUAGGCAACCGGCGGUCGGUAACUAGUAGCAACAGACAGUACUAAAAAUAUUAUAGUACGGUACUACGGUAUAGCAAACGUACUCGCUUCAAUAUAUUUGAUAAUUUAAACAUUAUUAUUAUUAAAAUCUUAUUUGUCCGUAUAUAUUAUAGUUUUCACACAUUUGUUGUGCUGAUUAUACAAUAUACAUAUAAUACAAUAAUGAAAAUAUUGAUUUACACGAUUACCUACAAAUUUACGAAAAAUAAUAUCUAACCUUGACACAGAUAUAUUUAAAUUAACUAGACUAUAUAAUACUUACGUACAUAAACGACUACUAACAAAACUAAACAACUGUAAGAUUAUAUAUUUCCAAGGACUAAUACCUGAAUAUUAUCCUUAUAAUACACUGACGACGUAAGUGACAAACUAUAUAUUAUUAUUUAUUAUUUAUUAAUUUAAAAUAAAUUGUGUACAUACAUAUAUAUAUAUAUAUACAUAUAAAUUAUUUAUUUAUUUAUUUAUUGAAAAAAAAAACACAUUUUGCUGUAAAUAAAUUAUAGUAUUGUUGCUGCACCACAAUUAUUCUUCGUAUUUUUUUUUAUAAAAUAUUGCUUCAAAUCUUUAUAUUAUUGUGGACUACAGGUUUCCUUCGCUGUGUAACGGGUUAUUCCUUACGGUAUAAAACCUCGAGAAUGUGGUAGAUACAUAUUAUAUUAUAUAUAAAUUAUUUUAUUUUGUAUUUUAAUAUAUAUACAUACAGGAUACAAUUCGACGAUACCAACGAUGACGAGAUACUGGUAGAAUCUUUCGAGGGUAACAUGUUGCGCGAAUGGCGUGCGCCACCGGAAAUGCCGUGGAGCUACUCUCGGAUAUCCAGGGUGUUUGAGAACAAGAACCGCAAGGCGCCCGGGAAAUCGUUGGUGUUGACCGGGAAUGUAAACUUACACAACCCCAGGAAGUCGACUGCACUGUCGUACGAUUGCAGGAUGAGUUUAACAGACGGUCAACCGAACAGUCCGAACUGUUUGGGCAAGGCUAUGACGACGACGACAACAACACGACGGAGAAACCGGAUAAAAAACGUACCGGGUCCCUUGAGGUGAUACCAAUAGUAACUGUAAUAUAUAUAUAUUGCAGAUAGUAUAGCUUUUGUAAUAAUAUCAUAAUAACUGUUGUCAUUUUACUUGUAUAGUUUCUGCGAAUAGUCUACAAAAUUAUAAUAUGUGUAGGCAAUAACACUACGUCAUAUUUUAUAAUUUUUUUUGUAAACCACGCAUAACAUUCGUGAGAUGUAUAACCUAAUUAUUUUAUCCAGCAGCUCGUUUCGUAUAACCUAGCUGGGUACUUACACAGUGGAACUAUAACUCAUUAUUAUUUUUACAAGCUUGUUAGGAUGUAUUAUGUAAUGUAGACUGUAGCUGGAGGAUUUUACGCUAAAUAUCAGAUUAUUCAUUUAGAUGUACUUUUGAGAAAAUGUUGAACGCUAGACAAAUUGGUAUAGAUCAAUGUUUCUAAAUUUGUUUACGGUCGUAAUCUAAUAUUCAAUAAUUUAGCGGUCCCCAAAUAUAUAUUUUAAACACGGCAACUCGAUAUUUUAUAUUUUCAUUGACCCUAAAUAAUUAGUUGGUAACCCCUAAGGUAUUGCAAUAUGCAUUUAUUCGUACCUAACUAAAGAUGUGAUUAAAAUUUAUUUGAUUUUCAAAUUAAAAAGUAUACGUAUAUAGUUUGUUAUGGUUUGUUAUGGAAAUUUGAACUAAUUUGUUGCAACGUUUAAAUUCUAUAUUGUAUUAUAUUAAUAUGAUCUAUUCGUUAAGUUUAUGACAUUUUAUCAUCGUUAUUAUUUUCACUUAAUUUCAUUUUUGCUUUUUUAAAUAUUUGAAUCUUUGUUAUAUCUCUAGUAUUAUAAUUUAUAACGUACAAAUACACUACGAGUAAAUUAAUAUCAUUUCCAUUACAUUAUUCCACAAGAAUAAUUAUAUUAUAUAGUUAUUAUUAAUUAUUAUACCAAUUGUGACUUAAAAUAAUAUGCUUUUUUCGUCUUCUUUGUCCAUUAAAAUAAUACAUAUUAGUUCGAAAUUAUUGAGAUAGUACAUAUAGUUUUGUAGAUAAACAUUAAUUACCUAUAUACAAGUAGGUACAUUAUUUAGUAGGUAUAAUUAUUACUUUGUAAGUAAUACAACUUGUAGUUGUUUUACUAACCAUUAGCAAUGUAUAAAAAGUUUACACGUAUAACUUAUAAGCAAACAUCAAUAUUUAUAACACAAUGCUCAAUAUUAUUACCAAUCUAGUUUUUAACAAGCUUCACAAAUAAAAAUAUUAGUUUAUUAAAUAAUACAUAGGUAGUGUUAUUAAAUAAAAUAUUUCCCAAACAAAUAAUAUAAUUUUAUUAUUAUACAAUUUAACAUGUAAAAAUACACUAUAUUUCUUUUGUAAUGUAAACAUUUUAUACAAUUUGCCAGAUUACCUCUAGAUGCGUAAUUUGUAUAUAUUUACCUAUAUGUUAAUAGAAAAUAUGUGUCAUAUAUUAUUAUUACUAGUAUAAUUGUAUACCUACCUACUUACAUUUCAUAAUUACAGAUGUACUGGUAUUAUUAUUAUUUCAUAUUUGAUAGUAAUUUAUGUACUUAUGCAUUAUUAAAAAAAAACUAUUACUUAAUAUUGUAUUUCAUUAUAUCAACUCUAUUUACUCUUGUUUGUAAUAUUAUUUAAGUUAUAUAUUAAAAUGUUAAUAUUUUGUGAUUUAUUAAAUUAUUUGCAUUGUGUAAAAA